CUCUCUUGCUCUACCUUCUCUCUCCUCUCUUUCUCUUUCUAAACUCAAGAUCUUCCUUGCUUUCGGUGCUUUGUAAAGCAAACUUAAGGCUGCCCAGUUGAUCCCUUCUCUCUCUCUCUCUCUGUAUAUUUUCAGAGUCCUCUGUUUCUCUCUCUCUGUCCUUUUUACUCGAUCUAGCUCUGUAAUCUCUGAAUUGAAAUAGACCUCAAAGUUCCAUUUAUUUACAGGUCUCGUUUUCUUCUAGCUUGGGUUUUGUUUCGUUUUUUCUUCAUUGAGUUUGGUGCUUUGGUUGUCAAGAUAAGCUAAAGCAAAGCUAUGCUAAGCUAAGCUUUCAUUUGGGUUGCUUCCUCUACAAGUUCUUAUCUCAACUCUGCUUAGAAUUUAAGCUGGAAAACAAAAAAAAGGAACAAUAAAAAUUUUCUCAGGAAAGUGAAAGAAGGAAAAAAAAAAAUUCCCAGAAUUUUAUGGGAAAAAUAGAUAGAGGGUACGUCUUCAAAUACUGGCACGAGCUAUAGACUUUAAGCUCGAUACUUGAGAGAGGCGAGAGAAAGAGAAAACAGAAGAUAAUCAAGAGGAAAGCUUUCAUGGAUUCUAGUCACCACCAACAACACCAGAAUCACCAACCCAAUUCAGGGUUACUGAGAUAUCGCUCAGCUCCGAGCUCCCUCUUCGUGAAUUUUAGUGGGAACGGAGAUUGUGGUGUUAAUAAUAAUAACAAGAACAGUUUUUCCAUGGAGGGUUCUGAUUCAGAGAGAUUGUUUUCUAGAUUCGUGAACUAUAGUGGAACCAAUGAUUCUGAAUCUUCACCGCCGAGUUUUCAAGAUUUGGAUGAUAAGUCUUCGGUUAUGGCUGCCCAGCAGCAGCGGUAUUCUGGGCUUCCGCCGCAUUAUCCGAGACAAAGCUCGAAUAUGAGUGGCUCUGCUUUGGAUAAUGGCUCCUUUGGAUUGGUGGGUUCAAUGGCUAUGGAUAGCCAUACUCAACCUAAGUCUGUUAACUCCAAUCUUGUUAGGCAAAGUAGCUCUCCUGCUGGCCUUUUUUCUCAUAUCUCUCUACCAAAUGGCUAUGCCACCAUAAAAGGUGCUGGAAACUACGGUGGACUGAAUGGUAGUCACGGCGAAGUGAGUCCACCACCAAACAGAUUGAAGAGUCAGCUUAGUUUCUCACCAAGACUCCCUUCUUUGGGGAUAUUAUCUCAGAUUUCAGAGGUUGAAAGUGAGCACCUUGAGGCAAAUACCCUUGAUGAAGAAAAGCUUGGAAAUGAGAAUGGUGAAGCCAGAUUCUUUGGCUCUGGAUUCUCAUUUGGUUCUUGGAACGAUUCAUCAAAUUUCCCAGAUAGUUAUGGUGCUUUAAGAAGAGACCAAGAUAUUAGCAGAAAAUUAUGCUCGAGUACUCAGAAUGAAGAGAUGGGGAACCGAAUUCACUUGCUAUCCCAUCACUUGAGUUUGCCAAAAACUUCAGCAGAUGUUACCAUGGAGAAGUUCCUGCAUUUCCAAGAUGCUGUUCCUUGUAAAGUUAGAGCCAAGCGUGGUUGUGCCACUCAUCCAAGAAGUAUUGCUGAAAGGGUAAGAAGAACCCGAAUCAGUGAACGAAUGAGGAAACUGCAAGAGCUUGUCCCAAACAUGGAUAAGCAAACAAACACAGCAGACAUGUUGGAUUUGGCUGUUGAGUACAUCAAAGACCUUCAGAAACAGUUCAAGACUCUCAGCGAUAGUCGGGCGAAUUGCAAGUGUUUAAAUAUGCAGAAGGCAAUCCCAAAUCAAGUUGUUUGAUUUAGUUCCACAACAGAUAAAGAAUCGGAUGGAGUAGUGAAUAGAAACUACAUCUUGUUUUUUUUAAUGCACUAAAGAUCCAAAGUAGAAAAGGAGUUACAAGAGUUUUACUACCCUUUUUAGCUGGUGUGAAAUAGAAGGAUGUCAAAUUUUCCUUUCAUAUUACAUAAGCUAACAAGUGUUUCUAGUUACUUCCAAUAUGUGCAAUAUGGUUGGAAGAAAGAAAAAAGAAGAAAAAAAAAAAAGGAAAGGAAAGGAAAAAAGAUGUAUAUGACAUGUCCUAAUAAUGCAUUUGUAAUUUAUUUUGCUUUCCUUGA
Molecule: messenger RNA, 2086 nt
Organism: Humulus lupulus (European hop)
Lineage: Eukaryota; Viridiplantae; Streptophyta; Magnoliopsida; Rosales; Cannabaceae
Product: transcription factor bHLH130
Exons: 6
Coding region: 585-1769 (394 amino acids)
Biological process (GO): regulation of transcription by RNA polymerase II
Cellular component (GO): nucleus
Molecular function (GO): DNA-binding transcription factor activity, RNA polymerase II-specific; RNA polymerase II cis-regulatory region sequence-specific DNA binding; protein dimerization activity
Source: RefSeq, a predicted model, not a curated record